GGGGAGCACACACUUUUGCAUAACGCAUAAUGCAUAAGGAAAUGAGCCAAUCAGAAUCUCUUAUUUUUAUCCCCACUCUUCGUUCCGAGGAGCUUGCAUUGUGCAUAAAACAUAAUGCAUAAGGGGUCGAAAAAUACGUAAGAAUGAAUUUUUAUGGUUAUGGAUUGUGCGAAGAGACGUGUUGCGUGCUGCGUACUACAUACAACAAACUACGUUUCCAACCUUUCUAACCUUUUCGCAAUAUUCUAUGAAGGAAAAUGGAUCAUGAUUCAUAUCAUUAUGCUUCGUCAUAUCAAGACGAGGACGAAGAUUUUGAUUAUGGGAAUAAAAAUGAAAUGAGCGGAGAUGCUUUGCUGAUCUCUUUAGUUCGUGAUUAUCCUUAUUUAUAUAAUAAGGAGUUGACUGAUUUUAAAGAUAGCCUCAAAAAACAGAAUGCUUGGGUAGAAAUAGCAAGUGUCAUGGAUAUGACAGUGGAAGAUUGUCAAUCUAGAUGGAUGCGACUGAGGGAACGCUAUUCACGUGAAAAAAAACAACAAGAAGAAACAACCACCGGAAGUGGAGCAUCAAAAAGAAAAACAUUUGAAUUUUUUGACAAUAUGCAAUUCCUAAAACGAUUUGUUAAAAGGAGAAAAACGAUGACCAACAUAUACAAGAUGAAAAACAAAAGUGUAUCUCCGGUAAUAGGAUCUUCAAAUCUACAAAAGAAUUUUGACUCACACGAUGAAAAAGGAAAUAAUUCAUCUUCUCAAAAUGUGGCUACUUUAAAUAAACCGUUAAUAAAAAGCAUCGUAGAUUUAACAAGUGACAGCGCGCAGCAUAUAGGGUCAGUAAAAGUUGUUAUGUUUUUUAAAUUCAUAUGUACAUACAGAGGCAUACAUAGAAUAAUGUUAAAAUUUUUUUUGUUUUUAAUGACUCUUUAAGUCCGGAUUUGCACUCAAAUGUAUCUGGCAGCUCUUCUACAUCUGCAGUAAAUGUCUCUGGACAUACGGGGGGCAAAGAUUUAAUUGGAAAACAGAUAAAGCCAAAAGGAAAAUCCCAGCCGGAUGUUCUAGAAAAUGCCAUUUGUAAAGUUACUUCUUUAUUAGAGAACAGAUGUGCUCCAGUUUUUUCAUCGCCGUCAUCUCUAAAGCCGGAAAUAGAAGUAGAUUUGGCAUUUUGUCAAUUAAUACUUUCAUUAUUUAUCAGUAUGCCCCAAUGUGCAAAGGCAGACAAAAUGAAAGAAAUAAUGCGUAUUUUAUUUGAUUAUUAAUUGCUAUAUCUUAUAUGACAUUCUACUUUUUUUAUAUGAUAUAUAAUUAUUAGUAAUAAGUUAAAUAUUUUAAUGCAACAUGUAAUAAUUAUGGUACGUCAUUUUAAGUUAAUUUUUAUAAUGCAACAUGUGAUAAUCAUGGUACGUUAUUUUAAGUUUAUUUUUAUAAUGCAACAUGUGAUAAUUAUGGUACGUUAUUUUAAGUUUAUUUUUAUAAUGCAACAUGUGAUAAUCAUGGUACGUUAUUUUAAGUUUAUUUUUAUAAUGCAACAUGUGAUAAUUAUGGUACGUUAUUUUAAGUUUAUUUUUAUAAUGCAACAUGUGAUAAUCAUGGUACGUUAUUUUAAGUUUAUUUUUAUAAUGCAACAUGUGAUAAAUAGUGAUACAUGUUAAGUUAUUUUUUUAUGUAACAUGCAAUUAUUACUGAUAAGAUAUAUUAAUUUUUAAUGCAACACAUGUGAUAAUUAGUGGUACAUGUUAUGUUUAUUUCUUUUAUGCAAUAUGUAACGAGUGACACAAAAUGUUAUAUUUAUUUUUUUUAUGCAAUGUAAUAAAUCGUUUUAUUAUAACAUAAGCAUAUGUUUACAUAAAUAUAUAUAUUUAAUUUUCAA
This is a messenger RNA of Cataglyphis hispanica, 1860 nucleotides long. RefSeq names its product transcription factor Adf-1-like. Bases 258 to 920 code for a protein of 220 amino acids. Lineage: Eukaryota; Metazoa; Arthropoda; Insecta; Hymenoptera; Formicidae. The record is from RefSeq and is a predicted model, not a curated record. Gene Ontology annotation, biological process: regulation of transcription by RNA polymerase II. Gene Ontology annotation, cellular component: transcription regulator complex; nucleus. The transcript is spliced from 5 exons.